Kwoniella botswanensis is the source of this 1614-nucleotide messenger RNA. RefSeq lists its product as uncharacterized. The record is from RefSeq and is a predicted model, not a curated record. Gene Ontology annotation, molecular function: transmembrane transporter activity. Bases 1 to 1614 code for a protein of 537 amino acids. Gene Ontology annotation, biological process: transmembrane transport. The transcript is spliced from 14 exons. Gene Ontology annotation, cellular component: membrane. Lineage: Eukaryota; Fungi; Basidiomycota; Tremellomycetes; Tremellales; Cryptococcaceae.
AUGUCGGAUGCAGAGAAAUAUGGCGAUGGAGGGGAUACACCCGUACCUCAGCUGAGCGGUGCAGUGACACCCAUGGAAGGUAAUACUGGUCCUGCGUUGGGUAAAGGUAGUGUGGAUGAUGAGGUCUUGUUGGCUAAACUGGGGUAUAAAUCCGAGUUUAUGAGGGAGUUUGGUAAUUUAGAAACCUUCAGUUUCGCUAUGAGUAUGACGGCAUCUAUCGCUACUACUUUCACCACACCCCUCACGUACGGUGGUGUAGCAUCAGUAGUCUGGUGUUGGCUGGCGGGAUCUAUCAUGAACAUCAGUUUGGGAGCUUCCAUCGCUGAGAUUGUCUCUGCCUAUCCUACUGCCGGUGGAUUGUACACUGCGUCUGCAGCUUUGGUACCUAGGACCUACAGACCCAUUGUCGGUUGGGUAACGGGUUAUCUAAAUAUCUUGGGUCAAGUCGCUGGUGUAGCUUCUACUGAAUGGGGUUUAUCAGGAAUGAUCCUUGGUGCUGUGGUAGUAUGCAGAGAAACCUACGUUAUUGAAGUAUGGCAUCAAUUCUUAUUAUUCUGUGGUCUGCUCGUGAUGCACGGAUUACUUAACUCAUUGCCUACCGCCGGAUUAGCGAGACUCACCCGAUAUUUCGUAUUCAUCAAUAUCGGUUCAGCGUUAAUCAUCAUCAUCACCUUGUUGGCUUGCACACCCAGAUCCGAGAUGCAUCCUGGAAGUUAUAUCUUCACUGAGACCAUCAAUGGUACAGGUUGGCCUUCGAAUGGGUUGGCAGUUCUGAUGGGUUUGCUCUCUGUCCAAUGGACGAUGACGGAUUAUGAUGCUGCCGCGCAUAUUAGUGAGGAAGUUCACAGAGCAGCUAUCGCAGCUCCUGUGGCUAUCUUCGUCGCAGUGCUCAACACCGGUGCCAUUGGAUGGAUCCUCAACAUCGUACUGUGUGUCACCGCUGGAGACGUAUCUGAACUUCCUGGUCCAUCUGGAAAUGCCUUUUUGGGUAUCAUGUAUUUGAGAAUGGGUAAAGCUGGAGCUAUGGUUCUUUGGUCAUUUGUCUGCCUCAUCGCAGCAUUCACCGUUCAAACCGCCCUUCAAGCCAACUCUCGAACUGUAUUUGCCUUUUCCAGAGACGGGGCAUUCCCCGAUAGAGGUUUAUUCGGCAGGAUGAACCAAACUACCAAAACUCCCGUCAUCGCCGUUUGGGUCGUAGUGGCUAUUAGUGUUUUGAUGGGUGUAUUGGCUUUUGCAAGUUUGACUGCUGUCAAUGCCAUCUUCUCGAUGUGUGCAGUGGCACUAGAUUUGUCAUACAUCAUUCCAGUCAUCUGCAGGAGGAUCUUUGACGGUCAUGAAGAAGUCAAUUUCACUCCUGGACCAUUCUACAUGAGAGGUUGGGGUCUUUACGUCAAUACCAUCAUGGUCGUAUGGACUUUAUUCGAAGUUACCAUUUUGGCUUUCCCAGCUUCUUGGCCACUUACUUGGGACACUUUCAACUAUUCUGCUCCUAUCACCGGAGCAGUCAUGGCUCUCUCACUCGUAUGGUACUUUGCAGCUGGAAGGAGGUACUACGAUGGACCUAAAUCCAAUUUAUCUACCGAACAAAAGGCAGCCAUCGAACCUGAACUCUAA